CUUCGGGCGUAGCCGCCCCGCCCCACACCACCCUGAGGGGACCCUCCGCCGGGUGUUGCAGGCUGAGGGGGAGCCCGGGCCCCCCUCCCUCUUGGGGCGCCGGAGGGAACGGAGGCUGCUCUGCGGGCGGCGGAACGACCCGGGGAGAGGGAGGAGACCAGGCCCCGCGUCGCGAGGGGGAAACGGCUUCUCCGAGUCAUGGCUCCGACGGGGGAAAGAUACUCCUCUUCAACCUCGAUACGGCGGGGGACCCCCAACUUCUCGAGGAGGGCUACGCCCCUUGUCGUGGGCGUACGCUCUUCCCCAGCUCCUAAGAGGCCCCUUCUCCGAAUGCCCUCAUGGAGGCAUUGGCUACAGUGUCCGAAUCUUGGAAAAGAAAGCCCCUUUCUCAAGGUGAAAGGAGUGUUGUGAACUUCUGAGGGACUGAUCGAUAUUGGUGAACCGUUUGAUGUAAAAGACUUGACUCCAUAAUCUUCCAUCUGCCCUAAUGCUGUCAUCCGGAGUAGAGACUCAGCCAGUUCCACUUGAUUCCUCCAUGUCUGCCGUGGUACAGGAAUUAUACUCUGAACUCCCAGUGAGUGUCUCCAAAGAGCUUCAUGCUGACCCUGAGCCAAGUGUGAUUCCAGAUGUAAAACCCGCAGCCUCAAGCUCUCUUAUAAGUCAGAGUAGGGCAGUGCCCUUGGAGCUGCAGAGGACUUGUGCAGAAAGUUGUUGUGAAGAAACUUCUGGCACCUUGGAUCAUGGGGGUGAGCCUGGGCGGUGUGGGCUGGUGGACACCACAGCAGGAGGUUCUGUGGCUUCUGGGAUCUUGGAUAGGGAAGAGAAAACCAAGAGCAUGGAGCUAAAGGUCUUCAGAAAUCAAGGGGACCAGGCGGAAAUUAUAAGAGACCCCUGUGAGGGAGCAAAGGAAGACCCACAUCAACAUUCCACAGCUGCUGAAGAAAAGAUCAGCCCAAGUCAGGAAGACCUCCUGAUGCAGUCAAGCAAAGAACAUUUAUGCACAGGGCUCCCUGAAGACUGUUUGAGGAACAAAGAAGGAAAUGUACAAAUUACAACUGGAACUCUGCUUAUAUCUACUGAAGAAGUACAAGGUAUGAAGGUCAAUGGGACUAAGACGGAUUAUAAUGAAGGACACAAGAAUGGCAAUGUGAGUAAAGGUCUCUCAGCUGGGUGCAGCGAAUACCCAGAAGUAGACAAAACCAUGACCAGUGGUGAGGUUUCAGAAACCAGCACAUUAGUUUCCCUAGAGCCUUUAACCUUUGUGGACCCUGGAUUAACAGAAGCAUCUUCUAAAGAAAAAGAAUGUGAAGAAUUAAAAACUUGUCCUUCUUGGUUGUCAUUAUUACCAGGGAACAGUGCCAUUUCCAAAGUGGACAGUGAGAAGGAAGAGUUGUCUAAGUUAAACCUUGUCUGUGAAGCAGAUGACAAUCACCAACAGAUUCUCGGCCACCAUAAUGAAAACCACAGUUUUGCCCAUGGCAGUCCCAGGGCCACAAGAAAUGUAGUUUGUGUAGAACCCUUAGAAGAAAAUUCUGACAUUUCAUAUUUCUCAUCAAGUUUGUCUGGUCCAGAAUCCAGAACAACAUCCUUAGAAACAUGUGGUUUUGAUGGCUUGCUGAAGGGAUCUGCUAAGAAGACAGACAAUUCCUGUUUUGAUGGGGGUGAUCAAAGCAAGAACUUGGCUACUAGAAGAGAAAAUGAACAGUUUUUGAACCUUAGGAGUGAAAGAGGGGAACUCUUUCUUGUUAAUGCCAGGCAACCAGAAGAGGAUGCUAAUGGUCAUUGUCCUGGUGAAAAAGAGACUGUUACCUCCCCAAAAGUGAAUAUUCAUGGUAACUGUUGCAUUCAAGACAGUAUCCGUACAGACAGCCCUGUUUCUUUAGUGCCCAAUUCUUUCACCGAAGCCACAGAAGUAACGUUAAAAAAAAAUGACUUAAAAAUCACUUUAGACACUCAAGGUAGCUUGACAAACCAUGAGGACCAUAGAGGAACUUCUACGGAUAUGAGCCAUCCAGGUAGACACUCUGAAGAGAACAGUUUUUCCUCCUUAAUGCAGAUUGAAGAGCCAGAACAGACAACCACUAUAGAGCCCAAUAUGGUAACUGAAAAGAUUUACAGUAAAGACUCUAACUCCUUAGUCUGCACCCAGAAAAAUCUGGAAGGCAACACCCAGUUAAAUGAAGCAUCAUGUAAUGAAUUUCUGAAUGAAAGAAAAUCCCUUGUGAGUUUAAUGCCAGAGGACCAGAUAAGUCCUAUGAAUGAGGUGUCAAAACCCAAGAAAGAUACUGCUCAGUUACCACUAUCCCUAGAAUUUGAUUACAGACCUGAGUCAGAGCAAGCUGUACAGACCUCACUGGACGAUAGUUCACAUUUAGAUGAGCAGAGCACUGCCUGUGAGAUGAAUGAACUUCCUCGUACCAAUGAACUGGUUAUAAACAAAAUAGAAAGUGAAUGUGCUUUAAAUCAAGUGCCCCUUAAUUCUCAAGACCAUGCAAAGUUGUCAGCUAACAAAGAGAUGCCUUUAGCAACAAGCGAGGAUUCCCAACAGAGCCAUCACCCUCCAUUAGAGGAUGGAGCAGAUGUCACUGCUGAUACCCAGACCAUUCCCAUCAAAACAAAAAUGAAAGACAUCUCUCCAUCAGGUGACAAAACCUGUGGUGCCUCUUCAAACAAUCCCACCUUAAACAUCAAACCAGGAAGCCUAGAAAGAAAAGACAAGAUGGCUGAUUCAGGAAUAGUACAUCUACAUUCCAGCCUUCUCUCAAGAAAGAAAGAAUCAGCAGUCUUGCCUCAAGAGGUCUCUGCUAUGGAAUGUCAAAGUGUUCAAUCUCAGGAUCUCUCUAGCUGUCAUUGUGUAAAUAAAAAUGCACGAGAAAAGAGCAUGUGUUCUGUUUGUGCUGCGUUUGAGUCCAGCAGAAUCAUCCUAGAAGUUGAAAACUCUUUAAUAACCAAGUGUGAAGAUGCAUUUCAGCACAGCAAUGACCACUCCCAAAGAAGAGAAGUCUGCACAGAAAGUAGCACCCAUAAAGUGGGUUACACAUCAGAAGAAAGUGAACUUGCUAGGGGAGAAACUAAAGGCAGCCUCCCAGGAAAUAAGAUCAGAAACGAUACACCAGUAGGCAUGUUAAGUAGUGAAGCUUCAGACAAAACCAUUCCCACCACCAGUCACACCCAGCCCCGUGAGGAAGGUCUGAAAGCAAAGGAAUGGGAUGUACCUAAAGAGACCGUGUUUUGCGAGUAUAACAUCUCUGACUGUUCCACACCAGAACUAAAUUUAUCUGCAAACAUUCCAAGCCCUGAAAAAUUUUUGGACCAGUCUCCUACUAUUAUGUUCUCCAGUUUCAAAACCAUGAGCCAAGCAGUUGAAACUCUUGAGCAAAAAGGAGAUAAAGUUCUUGACUGCCAGAAUAACCAAAACAGACCAGAUGAAUGCAGAAGUGAAGAUAAACCAACUAAGCAGACACUACAUGGUGAUGCGAGGGAGACUGUUACAGAACCUAACAGAGAGGUAAGCAACAAUCAAAAGGAUCUGUUAGUUGGUUCAGGCAGUAACAACCCUUUGUCUGGUGGUAGUUCAAAGAAAGGCAAUUUGAAAGGAGACGAUGGACAUAUUUCUGGUUGUGAGGAGUCCACAGAUGGCAUGGUAGACACUGUCUACACAGACUGUGGUAGUAAGUCUACAGAAAGCAUGUUGGACUUACAAACAUCUAGUACCCUUGAUGGUGGUGCAGGACAAGAUGGGCUGACGUUACAGGAUACCUCAGUGAGUACUCUGCCUCAGAGAGGAGAACUGAAUGCUGCAUUUAUCAGAAUGAUUGACCAGGACUCAGAUUUUCCAGAUGCUACUUCCUCUAAAGGGGAGCCUCUGGAAAUGAAAAAAUCAUGUGAAGAGAAAGUAUGCAGAUCAUUAAAAGAUUGUGAAGUGGAAGUGUGUCCAUGUCCAGACUCUUGUGCCAGUGAGAUAGAGUCUAUUGCAGAUCAUGAAUCAAAUACAAAAAUAUUGGAUGGUAUAAAUGUGUCCUUAGAUAAUACUUAUCAUGAAGAGCAAGUUAAAGAAGCAUCCCUGAGAGAAACACAAGGAAUGAUUGAAGGAUCAAGACUGGAAAUAAAUUCUGAGUUUGACAAGGAAAAUACCUUUGGAAUUUCCUCAGAAGAGUUACUGUCUUCUGGAUGCCCAGAUGAGAGCCCUGUUCCCAUAGGGAGCCUGAAAUCCAUUGAGACAAUGCCUUUGUAUCUGUUUUCUCAAGAAAAUUCAGAAAGUAAUGUUAAUAGUGGAGAAACUGAGCUGAAAAAACCUUUUAAACCAAAAGAUGGUAAAAUCCUUUGUGAAAACAUAGAGCACCGCACAGUCCUGCUUGAGACGAAGGAAGGAGCGCCAGGGGAUGGGAGUAAUUCUAGUGAAGGACUCAGAAUAGACAGCAGUAUGCAAAAUUUGCCUUUGACAAUGGAAACAGAAACUAAGUUGAAAGGAGAAGAAACUGAAGCACAUCAGAGGGGACCCCUGGGUUACUUAACUGUCAGUGAAGAGUCUGAGAAGAUGAUCACCAGAGAAGCUGGUAAUAAUAAAGGGAGAGAGAUUUCUCAGACCCACUCUAAAUCCCAGAGGAUGCUUGGUGAUACUGAAGAGCUACAAAGCCAGAGGGCUUUGGACUACAUGUUGCAGAAUGAAGAGGAAUGUCUACAUCAAAAAGACGCACACAGGAUAUUGGAACAAUGUGCAUCAUCUAAUGUGUUGUCAGAUGAAGUGCAAGAUAAGAACCAAACUAAGGAUUGCAAAGGUGAGUCCACCAUGAUGAAGGAAAUCACUCUAGCAAAGCUAGCCAAGGGCGGCACUGCUGCACAGUUUCAGAAGCUGGAAAAUCCAAAGGAGGAAAGCUUGUGCCAUCCAUUAAAAACAGACAUGGUGUCAUACACAGAUCCUUGCCUUCGUGGUGCCCCUCAGAAAGCACAAAACCCUAACUCUGCUGGAUGUGAUGAAAUACACGGUGCCUUUGGGAACACUUCAUAUCAGAAAAGAGUGCUUCCCUUAAAGAAGCAGCCCCAUCGAACAUGUAAGAAAGUUUCCUAUCAGGAGCAAGUCAACAUUGGGAAAAAAAUAAGUAAAAUCAGAAGUUCUGCCUUUUUAAAGAGUUCCUCUGAAACCAUCCCCACAAAAGCACACAGAUUUCUCAGUUCAUGUGCUAUGUCUGCACCCGCACAAUUGGAACCUGAAACAGUACCAACCAGGAGCUUAAUGAGCCACAUACCAAAGCAGAAGGUGACUCCGUGCCAUUCCUUGAGGAGCCUGAAUGUUAGGAAGCCUACCAAAGAAUCAGCCUUACUAAACAAGCUGUCCAUUCUUGCCUCCAGACUGGUCCCCGCCACAAAGACCCAGAAACUAAGAUACCGGCGAUGUUCCUCUGAACUUCUUCCAGUGGCUAAAAGCUACAAGCGGCUCAGAUACAAAAGGUUUCUGGAUGGAUUUUCAUACAAUACAAUGCAGCUGAAUCCAUAUUUGGCAGCUAGUGGAUGGGAUAAGAGACCUAACAGUAAGCCCUUGACACUUUAUUCGCUCGAAGCCAUCAAAAUGAGCUUCAUAGAUUUGAGCAACAAGGUGCCAUCACUGCUAUUUGGUUCUGAAAUUUUCCCGAUAUCUUUUCACAUGAAAUCGGGCUCUGAGUGCAUGACUGAGUCCCCAAGGACUUUUCCUGAGCACUGUGCUCCAGCCAGGCUCGCCUUAGGAGAGGCCCCUAGGUGCCUGUCUCAACCUCCCAAAUGGACCUUUUCUUUCUUCUUAUCCCACAGUUGCCCUGGGAUGGCCACAUUCAGGGAAGACACUGGCCCCCAUGGUCAGGCAUAUGCCCAGGCUCCUUCACAGCCUCCAGGUCCUCUCCAAGACUAUGGAGGCACCGCCAUAGUCCAGACCAGAGCAGGCUGCUCUGUCCUUGGCCUUCACACACUUCUAGCACUUUGUUCUCCUGGAUGUUACCGAAUCUGGACAAAAAAACGGAGCUUCUCCAGUCACAUGCCUACAAUGCAGAGGCUCUUCAUGACCCAGUUUACACAAGGCUUAAAGGGGUUAAGAUCUCCAGCCUCCAUAGCAGACAAGGUCUUCUGUUCUCUGCCCUACUCGGUGGGCCGAGUGCUAUCCAUUUGGAGCCAGCGUGGGCCUUCUACCUGCCCCUUUGAAAUCUCUACUUUUCAUUCCACUCACAGCAAGAGGCAGCCAACUCUGAGCACCACAAACAGCCACACCAUGUUACCGUAUGUGCCUCUUCCAGGCAUGGAAGCUACUUAUAACACCAAUGGCAGUCAGAUGAGACUAGAGCCUCCGUUCCCUGCCUUGGUACCAAAGUCUUGCUUAGUAACAGACUCAGCUGUCACCAAGCUCCUGCUUUCAGCGUCCGAGUUCCCGGUUCCUGGAUUUGAUGAGCUAGAUGAUGUGGCAGCAGCAUGCCCCCAUCCACAGAGCAGCCCUCCAGAACAGAAGGAGGCUGAGCCAGAGAAGAGGCCAAAGAAAGUCUCACAGAUUCGUAUCCGGAAAACCAUUCCUAAACCAGACCCUAAUCUUACCCCCAUGGGCCUUCCUCGACCCAAAAGCAAAGGAAUGAAAAGUGCUGAUUUACAUAGGUUCUGUUACCAGGCAUUGAAGGAGCAAGUAUCUCAUUGUAUGGGCAGUACACCAAAAAGAUCUGACCAAUUAAAGAAAAAGGAGUUUAGUUUAGAAGAAAUAUAUACCAACAAGAAUUAUAAGUCUCCUCCUGCAAACAGGUGUUUGGAGACCAUCUUUGAGGAACCUAAGGAACGAAAUGGUACGCUAAUCUCAAUCAGCCAACAGAAGAGAAAACGAGUUCUAGAAUUUCAGGAUUUUACAGUCCCACGAAAGAGGAGAGCUCGUGGUAAAGUCAAGGUGGCAGGCAGCUUUACCAGGGCCCAGAAAGCAGCUCUGCAGAGUCGAGAGCUGGAUGCUCUGUUGAUACAGAAACUAAUGGAAUUGGAGACCUUUUUUGCCAAGGAAGAGGAGGAGCAGGAGCGAUCAUCUGGUUGUUGAGAAGCAGUUUGGUUUAGGGGUCUCAAUUUUAGAUUUUCCAGGCUCCUUGGAAGAAGUUGCCUAAUUUUGCCCUACCGCCCAAACUACUUAAAAUGCAGUCCGUGGAUUUUACCUAUUUUAAGGUGCAACCUUUUUAGGAAAUGGUGAAGGAGGGUCCUCUACUUCUCCUGCUGAGUAUUGAACCUCAGGAAUGUUCCCUUUCUCCUGGAAAUGGUCCUGAAAACCAUCUGGCCCCCUCCUCCUCACACUCGCCAUCCACAGGAGGAGGACUCAGCAUACCUUCAGUAACACUAGAAUUCCAAGGACUCAUAGCAUUUGCACGUCCGUGUGAAAGUUCUGCGUUGUUUACGGUGGUGCUAGACCAAGAUUAUUUAGAGACGUGGCCUAGGGAGGGGGACCUGGCGUCCUGUUCUUUGUGGUCUCACCAGCUCAUUUCAGUAGUUGAGGAAAGAUGAGCUGUUGUGUUUCCUAAUCCUUUUGAGUCUGUCUGCCCAGAAUCCUGUGUGUGAGUGUGCGUGGGUGUGGGUGUGGGUGUGGGUGUGGGUGUGGGUGUGGUUGUGUGGGUGGGUGUGGCUUUUCCCCAUCAUUUUCUCCCCUCUGUGACUAUGGGUCACUAGUGCCAGAGGAGCCCGUCCAGGCCCCAUUCAAAGUAAGUUGCACUUUUUAAUGUUGUGGUGUUAUUUUCAUUUGUUUUUAUUUCUUUCUUUUCUUUUUUUUUUUUUUUUUUUUUUUUUGUAUUAUUGCUGCAUGUUUGGAGCCUUUAAAUGUGAUUUUAAAACAAAAUUUUAAGACAUCAAGGAGAAAGACAAUAAUGUCUUCAGAAUAUAUGACAGGCAUUUGACCCAGUGUAUCAGUGCAUGGUAUGGGACAAUGGUGAGACAUUUUCCCAUUAUGUGUUUCAAGCAGUCCCUUCCCCGUUUCCACCUUCCAGUGUAACUCAUUAGGAGGAGUACUUUUUCAUCUGUGUUCUCAUUCUUGCCCACUAAGUAGAUGUGUUUAUUUUAAUGAUAGAAGUAAGAGCAAGUUUUCCUCCCAAUCAUUUAAAAAAAUGUGAAGGUUGGGUGUGGUCUUAAUGGGUUUUAUCUGAAGUGGUAGUCUAUAACAAAGUUGGGUACGGCAGCUCAGGUGGUGAUAAAAGGCCGACCCAGAGUGUUUGCAGCUGUCAGAGCAACUUGCUCCAAGAGUGGGGAGUGAGAUGGCACGUGGUUCAGACCCGGUGAUGCAUCCUUGCAGGGGGAUCGUGAAAUUCCACGGCCAGCCCUCUCUGAGAACACCAUCGUACUCUGGGCUCCUAUGUCAAACCUACUGGAAAUUUUGCAGAGUGCCAGAGUUGGCAGUUCCUUCAUCUGUGCCUGCUUGAGUCUGUGGGCAGAAGGAUGCUGUGUGGGUCGGCCAGGCCCAGAGGUGUCAUUCGUUUUCCACUUAACUCCUAUGUGCCCUUGCCCUGCUUCCCCCCCCCCCCCCCCCCCGCCGCCACCAUCCCCUGUGUUUUAUCUUUCUUUCUCUCUUGCUUUCAUUACAAAAGUUCAGAGAAUUAACAUUCCUUGGCUGGUGAGUGGGAUGCUACACCCAGCCUCAGGACACUGGUCACCACUUCCCAUGCUCCUACGAGCCACUGCUAGGAAGCAGCCACCCAAGGAGACUGUCAGAGCUCCAGAGAUAUUUUCAAAGUCAGUCUAUUAGAGAAGAGUGAGUGGUGCCGUCCUGGUGUGUCUCCUAGGGUUCCUUUGUCUCCCCAUUUGUGAGUGGGUGGGAAGAUGGGGUGGGGGCAGGGGGUCUCUAUGUGCCUUUCCUUUGCAGGUUGACAGUCUGUGCCACACUGGAGCAGAAGAACUGACAUGAUCAAGAAAAUAAAAGUGCCACAUCUGUCUUCUAGGCCCACUGCCUCAGACAUAGCAUUUAGUAAGUGAAAUACACAUCUGGUAACCCAUAGAGGCUUCUAAGGCCAUAGCCAAAUAGCAUUGAAGAGAGCCGCAUUUCCACACUGGCUUGGAAUGUGAACCAGAUUCCGCUGUUCUACAUCUGCUUUGCCCAGACUGUAUAGACACAACCUGUGUUUCACCUCAGUACCUCUCCCAUCCUGGGACAGGGUCCUUAGACACUAAAUGCUUUUCUCUGUCUUUUUGCCUAAGGGAGUGGGGAUUAGUAUUCCAUUUUACCCUCUGACAAACAUUUUUAGGGAGUGCUGCUGGACAGCUUGCAAACUCCCAGCAACUCAGCAGAGCCCUGUUUGCCAGGUCCGUUGCUGGUGUAGACGAGUCAGCAAUGCGGCAACAACCCAUGUCAUCCAGCAGACUGAAGUUGAACGGGCACAGCUGUGGCAUCACCACCAUUACAGAGAUAUAAUUUCAAGUUUGCCCUUAUACAUAGGCACGGUAUUUGCAAGAGCCAGGAAGAAUGAUUUGGAACAUUGGAGGCAUGGAGUAAGUGGAGGCUUGGGCUCCCUCCUUGUCCUGGCAAUGUGGAAGAGAAGCAGCUCUGAGGCAUCUCUGCCUAUCGUUGAAAUUCUUGGCCUGCCCUCUGGCUCGGGGCCUUCCCCUGCUCCAAAGUUAAAAAGGGGCCCCCAUUGCAAACUUGAAAUUGCUUGCCUAAAACCGAUACAUCAAGUUCUAGCUGUGCUCAGUCACACCUGUCUUUGCAUCUGUUUUCACCAUUGGCCUGGCCAGCUGCAAGGCUAGAUCUGUGGUCCUCGGAGCCUGUGGAACCUGCCCACGAUUGGGGGUGGGGGGGGGGGCGUUAGUCGGCUGCUGGCACACCACUUGCCCAGAGCUACAGGAGGUCUCUUUCUGGGGUGGGGGUUGGUAGUUUCUGAGUAUGGGGACUUCCCACCCCAAAUGGUGGGAAGUUACAGUUAACUAUGAUUUACUCAACUAUAAUUCAACUCCAGAGGCUUAGUGCUUUUAAUAUGGGAAAGAGAGGAGAAAUCUCAGGUCCAAUCAGGGUUCUGCCUAUCAGCAUUUCACUGAAACUUCAACUAUGUUUUUUUUUUUUUUCCAUCUUUCAGUUAUAGCUAUAUUUGCCCCCAUCUGCUUCCUGCCCCCUUUCUCCUCUUUUGGUCACCUUUCCAGUUUCAUUUCUUCAUUAGUUUAAAUGUACCUCAUCACACCUAUUAAAACAGAUUAUGUCCACUUUUUCUUACUGACCUUACUCUAAGAGCUACAGCUGAGGGAGGUACAGUGGAAAGACAUGUAGCAUUUGCCUUACGUGGAGCCUGAAGAGCUUAGAAACUCAUGCUGUGAAUCCCAAAACUCAGCGCUCCUUUAAGAGCUGUGAAAAUCAUGACAUUUUGUCACAGUUUUGCCUGAAAGGGUCUUUUGCGCGGGUGCCAGAGCCAACCUGAGGUAAAUUCCAGAUCCUACCAUCUGGGCACGAUCCCUCCCCCCGCAGGGCUCACUCCCUGCCCACCAGACCAAGAGCAGCAUAGGGCGUGCAGUACUGGGGCGGCAGCACCAAGGCUCUGGUGCAGCCUGAUGGAAAGCACAGCCGGCACUUGGUCCCCAGGCUGGGAUUCCAUCUCCUAAUACCACGUACAUGGAGAUCCGUGAAAGACCAACUUUUAGUCAGUGAUGCUUUUCUCCCAUUACCUGAGGGAGAAGUAUGCAGUUGGUGCUUUCUUUUAAUUCCCUUGUUUUGUUUUUGUUUUGUUUUAGAAGCUUUUCCCCUGGUAUCAUGGAAAGGACCUCUUAAGCACCACAUUGUUGGGUGGCUGUAUCCAAAGUCUAGAUAAUUGGCCAGAGGUAGGGAGUAGCCUUUCCUGGAUUGAUGCAAAAGAAGGGCUCCUUACCACAACUGCACUUCUUGAUACAAAAAGCUGGCUGCAGAGGAAGAGUUAAUUUUACAAAAAGUUUGAUAUCAUCUAGCCACAAAUUGAGCAGCAGACGCUAAUUUGAUUAUAAAGUAAGGGUCCCCAUAUAGCCCACCAUCUAGCACAGCAUAUUCUCAGAUUUGAUGCUUAUUCAUUGUGUGUCUUCACGAGCCCCUCCCUGGUGCUGAGUUGGAUUUGAAUUGUUGGUGAGAGGCCUCAGCAUCUCCUUGGGCUGGUCUGGGCCAGUAAAUAGCUGCCUGAAGUGUUUAUAUAUUAUCAUGGUCAAUAUAGUUCAGUGAAAUUUGUACAUUUUUGGUAACAUUGGCAUACAUGAUGCCCCUGCAGUUCUUUUUCUGUUUGGUAGUUUGUGACUCUAAAUUCCCACUGUUAUGUGUGUUAAUUUAUGAAAAUAAAUUUUUUUUGGGAAAACCUUUCAAA
This is a messenger RNA of Felis catus (domestic cat), 11273 nucleotides long. It is a transcript of the gene PRR14L, whose product is annotated as proline rich 14 like. Lineage: Eukaryota; Metazoa; Chordata; Mammalia; Carnivora; Felidae. The coding region runs from base 488 to 7030 and encodes 2180 amino acids. The record is from RefSeq and is a predicted model, not a curated record. The transcript has 11 exons.